This is a messenger RNA of Mytilus californianus (California mussel), 936 nucleotides long. Its product is annotated as transcription intermediary factor 1-beta-like. Gene Ontology annotation, molecular function: zinc ion binding. The record is from RefSeq and is a predicted model, not a curated record. Bases 40 to 936 code for a protein of 298 amino acids. Lineage: Eukaryota; Metazoa; Mollusca; Bivalvia; Mytilida; Mytilidae. The transcript is spliced from 5 exons.
AUAGCCUGUGUCAAGGUAACUUAAAAGAAAACAACCAAAAUGGCACAAUCCGCUUCGAAGUCCUGCGACAUCUGUAUGAGCGGACCAGGACAUAACUAUUGUGAACAAUGUGAUCAAUGGAUGUGUGAAAACUGUAAAACUUUACAUUUAAGGUCAAAAAUAAGUAGAAAUCAUACCUUUCUUAGUGGGUCAAAUAUCAAUCCGGAAGACAAAUCGUUUUGCAAAGAACACGACGAAAACUUCAUAUUUUACUGCAUUGAUUGUGACAUGCCAAUAUGCAAAAUUUGCACCGUCAAAACACAUAAAAAGCAUGAUAUGUCUGAAAUCAACGAAUCGACACAGGAAUUACAGGCUGAAGUGAAAAAGAUAAUUGACUCGAAGAUUAAAUCUAUCACAACAAAUCUAAAUAAAAUUGAACAAGGCACAGAAAUGUACAAGAGCGACAUAAAAGAGACUAUUCGUGUUAUUACAGAAGAUGGGAAACAGAUGAAGCGGUGGAUUGACAAGAAAGUACAAGACCUCAUUACAUCAUUGAUAGAAAAGGAGACUGCAAACCUGAAGGUCUUUCAGUCAAUUAGAACUGGGUUUCAAAAUUAUUUAGAAAAGUUCCAGAAAUGUCAGACUGCCUUUACCGAGAGUCAAAAAGUUGUCGAUGCUAGCAAACUUCUGACACAAUUGAAAACUAUUAAAUCCGACUUAGAUGUUGAAGGUGAAACGCAGCUACCGGUCAUGCCGACUACGAAAUAUAACAAAAAGAAUGUAUCAGAACGAGAAAUAUUCAAUCUAUUUGGAGAUGUUUCGUUCCAAGAAAUAGUUAAAUGUGUAAGGCAAACUCCAAAGAAAGUGACCAGAGAACAGUCAACAAAAACACUGUACAUAUACGAAUGCAGCAAUUGUAGGAAAGUAAAUCUUUCUGAAGAAACACCUAAAGUGUGA